AGUGGCAAUCGUGAAACAUCGUUAAUGAACCUUAGCCACAUAGCUUCAAGGGUUAUUACUGGCCCUGUCUUGGUCGGCACAUCUCAGAAACUCCAUUCAGGGGAACAUGGGUAAGCAUCAGAUGUAGUUCUUGCCCUACCUCUCGACGGCCAGUGAUCCGAAUGGUUCCGGUUCAGUUUGUAACGGACUGCUGGAGAAGUGGAGCACCCAUACCUCCAUUAAAGAGAAUGGAUCUCUCGGUAUAAAAUUACUCAGAACAUGAUAUGAUCAAAAGGGUGUCUGCCUUUUGCAGCUCCACCGGAGGAUUGGAUUCUUACAUAUAAAGCUAGCAACCAUUACCUGCUGUUGAACCGGAUUAACAACUCAUUCUUUCUUUACACUUCACCCUUUAGUCCUUCCUUCCUUUCCAUUUGUCUUUCUUUUCAACAUGAAGUACGUGUCUGUCCUGGCCGCCGCUGCGGCCGCCUUUGCCAGCACCGUUGGCGCCGUCGGCGUUUCUGGUGCUGCUGAGGGUUUUGCCAAGGGCGUCACUGGUGGUGGCAGUGCUACUCCGGUUUACCCAUCCACUACCGAUGAGCUGGUCUCAUAUCUCGGUGACAGCCAGCCGCGUGUUAUCGUCCUUACCAAGACCUUCGACUUUACCCACACUGAGGGCACUGAAACCACUUCUGGUUGUGCUCCUUGGGGUACUGGCUCCGGUUGCCAGCUCGCCAUCAACAAGGAUAACUGGUGCAACAACUACGAGCCCAACGCCCCUAAAGUGUCCCGCAUCACCUACAACAAGGCCGGUGUUCUCGGUAUCACCAUCAACUCCAACAAGUCUCUUAUUGGCCAGGGCAGUGCCGGUGUCAUCAAGGGCCGUGGUGUCCGUAUCGUCAGCGGCGCCAAGAACGUCAUCAUCCAGAACAUCGCUAUCACUGACAUCAACCCUCAGUAUGUCUGGGGUGGUGAUGCCAUCACCCUGAACCAGGCUGACCUUGUCUGGAUCGACCACGUUACCACUGCCCGUAUCGCCCGUCAGCACAUCGUCCUCGGUACCCAGGCCGACAACCGUGUCACUAUCUCCAAUUCCCUCAUCGACGGCCGCUCCGACUAUUCUGCUACCUGCAACGGCCACCACUACUGGGGUGUCUACCUUGAUGGAUCCAACGACAUGGUCACCAUGAAGGGUAACUACUUCUACAACACCUCCGGCCGUAUGCCCAAGGUUCAGGGCAACACCCUCCUCCACGCUGUCAACAACUACUUCCACAACGUUGAGGGUCACGCCUUCGAGAUCGGCUCUGGCGGCUACGUCCUUGCCGAGGGUAACGCUUUCCAGAAUGUCGAUGCCCCCGUGGAGUCCCCCAUCAGCGGCCAACUCUUCAGCGCCCCUGAUGCCACUACCAACGCUCAGUGCAAAUCUGUCUUCGGCCGUACUUGCCAGAUUAACGCCUUCGGCAGCUCUGGAUCUUUCAGCCAGGCUGAUACCGCUGUCAUCUCCAAGUUCUCUGGCAAGAACAUCGCUCCUGCUCACCUUGCCUCCAACAUUCCCCGGUGGGUCAUGGCUAAUGCCGGCCAGGGCAAGCUCUAAAUCAUUGAAUGAAGGUUCUUCACUUAGGGAAUUUGUGGGAAUGAGACUGUAGAAGGUUAUAGGGGCGAUAAUUAAGCUUCGUGUAUCUAAUUCUAUGUAAUACUAUUUUCUAAGCAAGCUACAAAC
Messenger RNA from Aspergillus alliaceus, 1699 nucleotides. RefSeq names its product polysaccharide lyase family 1 protein. Gene Ontology annotation, molecular function: pectate lyase activity. The coding region runs from base 428 to 1573 and encodes 381 amino acids. The transcript is spliced from 3 exons. The record is from RefSeq and is a predicted model, not a curated record. Lineage: Eukaryota; Fungi; Ascomycota; Eurotiomycetes; Eurotiales; Aspergillaceae.